Molecule: messenger RNA, 1516 nt
Organism: Symbiodinium sp. CCMP2456
Lineage: Eukaryota; Dinophyceae; Suessiales; Symbiodiniaceae
Source: the annotation of a GenBank genome assembly
AUGUCCAUGACUGUGACUGCGACGCAGCAUUCUUUCCAGCACAUCUUCCUGUCGCCGGAGGAGGAGGCUGCCCUGGAGAGAAGAACCCUCUUCCAGGCGAAGAAGGAUCGCAACGAGAAGGCGCUGCUGGAGUAUGGCCUGAGCUGUGGCCUGAGCUCCCGAAAACUCUUGAUCCUUUCGGUCGGCUCCUCCUCCACGCAGGCGUAUGAUGCCUCUGACCUCAGUCUCUCGGUUCAUUCGGGCACGAAGGUCUGCUCUAGAGAGGCCUUGCAGGAGCUGGAGGGGAAGCUGAAAGCUGAGGGUCGCGACUACGAGUGCCUUCUGCUCAUCAACUCGAUCGGUUUCGCGGUGAAGCCCGAGAUCACCCGCCUGGUGGACCUGAAAGACUUGGAGGAUUCCCCGGAGCUGCCGGGAGUGCCGCCCUUGAGGGCUGCCCUUGAGAGGGCCCUGCCAAAAGCAGAGAAGAAGGUGGUGAGUCGUCACAAGGGCACCGAAGGGUACCAGUGUGAUCAGUUGAUCAAUGACUUCAGCAUUGCUUUGGCUGAGGGUGCUUUGGCUGAGCACACUGCGGACGUGAUAGUGGAUUGGGGUGGCGCCAGUUUCAAGGUCUUCCUGAAGGGCCGGAAGAUCGGGUCAGAGCGCAUGGAUGCCAACGAACUCCUCUGCAGCAGCGGUGAGCUGGACAGGAAGCGUCUGCAGGAGCUGAUUCAGCAGAUCGAGACGAAACUGACCAAGCUCCUUGAGCAGGAAGAUCUUCGAACCGAGUGCAAGGUGCUGAUUGUGCAGACAGGCCGGGCUCGCGAGCUCUAUUACCGCAACCUCCAGGUCGCAAAGGCCCACAGCAACGUCACAAAGCCAGCAACGCACAGCAAUGCCACGGUUGUCCUGUGGCACAAGUGGAUCGGAGUGGUCGAGAACCCCGGGGGCUACCCCCACGGUGUCUGGAGGGGCUCGAACCGCGCUACCAUUCAGCAGUGGCUCCACGACACGAAGUUCCUUGGCGCGUAUCCCGUCCCAGUGAAGAAGGCCAAGGGGUCGCCCUCCAUUUAUUGCUUCUCCGUGGCCCGAGCGGGGCCCGAGAUCGACAACAUGUACAUGCAGCGCCAGUCCGGAACUGGCAUCUUCGCCUGCGAUGGGCAUGCCGUCUACAGCAACACGAACACGACUAUCGAUGGCAUCAGGACAAUCCCGAUCGGAAACACAGAUUCAGGACUCUCUGUGGACCACACGGCUGCGAAUUCGCAGGUGUUCAUGAGGACAUGGAUGACCUUAUUGAACAACAACGACUGGUGGCACUACGACUUUGUCGCGAAGGUGGACCCAGAUGCCGUGCUCUUUCCGGAGCGCAUGCGUGGUCAUCUCAGCUGGCACGUUGGCCAGCCGGUCUUCUUCCUGAACUGCGCAAAGUGGCACCCGAUGAUGUACGGAGCUCUGGAGGUGUUCUCCAAGCAGGCCCUGGGGCGCUACCUGGCGCAGCACGGGAAGUGCGAGAGUGGACUGCCCUUCUGGUCCUGGG